AUGCAUAGCAAUGUAGAGUUACUUCCUAUUUGUUUACCAUCAGGUGCUAUGGAUUGUGCAAAGGUUAUGUCAACAAAGGAAGAUAUUAACUCGCAUUAUUAUCAAUCAAAUAGUACUAGUAGUGAUCAAGAAAGUAAUCUUGAUGAUUAUGUUAUUGUAUCAUCUUCAGCAUCAAUAAUUAGUAGUGAGAAUAAUAGUUCUGAAGAAAACUUAUUAGAACAAGAAGAUGAUGCAGAUUAUUUUGCUCAAUUUAGUUGUCCAAAUGAUGAUAGUGAUGAUGAUUUAGAAUAUUUUUAUAAUAAUAAUAAUAAUGAUGAUAUAUUUAUUAAUAAUCAUUUAAAUAGAAAACAAUUAUAUUUAGCUGAACAGUUUGAAGAAAAAAAUUAUCAACGUUCAAAACGUUCGAAUAAAAAAAUCAAUGCACAUUGUCAGAUUAAAACAAAACAUGCUAAAAAUAUUAAAAUUAAAUCACAUAAUAAACAAUUGUAUAUGCAUCAUCGAUUAGUUAAACGUGUUGUACUUGAUGAACCAAGUCGAAAUUAUUUACCUUCGAAUCCAUCAACUCCAUUAUACUCAUUUGAAGCUUUACGAUCCCUUGUUUAUGAACAUCGUCAUCUUCGAAUUGGUUCUAAUCGUCAAAGCCAAGUCCAACAACAAACUAUUCAUAAUAAUAAUAAUAAUAAUAACAAUAAUAAUAAUAAUACAUCUAAUGUUACAAAUCAACUUCGAGAAUAUACAAUUAAUGAAAAUAAUAUUUUAAAUGAUCCAUGUUUUGAUGAUGCUAUGAUUAAUUUUCUUCUUGACAUGCAAAAUCGUGAUCUUUCUCCAAAUGAUUAUGAAAUGUUAUUAAGACUUGAUGAACGUGUACAACGUAAAACAGUUGAUGUAAAUAUUCUAGAUAAAUUUCCAACUUUGAAUGUUAGUGAAACACAUUUAAAUGAUCAAUGUACAAUAUGUAUGGAAGCAUAUACUCUUGGACAAACAAUUAAAUCGUUACCAUGUACACAUAUAUUUCAUGUGCAUUGUAUUGAAAUAUAUUUAAAAGAAUUUUCUAUACAAUGUCCUUUAGAUAACUUACCGUUAAUAUGA
This is a messenger RNA of Rotaria sordida, 1089 nucleotides long. The record is from the annotation of a GenBank genome assembly. Lineage: Eukaryota; Metazoa; Rotifera; Eurotatoria; Philodinida; Philodinidae.